AUGCAGCGCCCGCCUAUUGCACGUAUACGCCUUCCUGCUUUUUGGCCAGAUCAAGUUGAACUCUGGUUCGCGGCUUGUGAAUCCCAGUUCGCAGCAUAUGGGAUCCACAAUCAGCAUGCUCGAUACUCCUGUGUUCUUGCAUUGCUCAGGCCUGAGGACUCCUGUCGGUUAAGUGAUCUAGUCCUAAAUCCCGACCCUAAACGUCCCUAUGACCGGUUGAAAACAACCCUGAUAGAGCGAAGUCAAACACCUCAGUGGCGAAAUGACAGGGAUGAGACACCGUCAGUGAUACUCAAUCGAAUUCGAAUGGCGAUGUAUGAAAAAUCCAUGGAAGCCGAUGAGACAGCUUUAAAGGAAAUGUUAAUACCAUUCCUACCACCAGCCGUGAGGUCAAUUCUUGAACCAGUGAAGGAAGUUGCAUCGCUAGAUCAAUUGGUCCAAAUGGCGGAUAGAGUGCUUGCUAUCAAGUCGGAGCAGCAAGCUAUGGAAGCAUCGUUCGGUGAUAUGCUCUCAAGGCGCCAACUACAGCAGAAUUUUAUUCCGCCACAAAAUUUUAAUCAUCCGCAAUCUCAACUACCACAACAAAAUUUCCAUCAGCAAAAUCGUCAAGGAUGGAGGCAAAGAUCUGGAAGGUUUAACAGAAGAAGUGCCAGUCGAAGACCACGAGCCGCGUCACAAUGCCCAAUUAGACAAGAUUACUACUAA
Rodentolepis nana is the source of this 705-nucleotide messenger RNA. Lineage: Eukaryota; Metazoa; Platyhelminthes; Cestoda; Cyclophyllidea; Hymenolepididae. The record is from the annotation of a GenBank genome assembly.